AUGUUUGUCAACCGCCGUCAACGCCGGUCAUUGUUCAAGAACAGUAAAAGCGACUCGAACGAUAAGCUGCGCAAACUGGACGCCGUAUCGCCUGCCCGGACCCUCGAAGAAUGGUGGUCGAGGGCCAAGGGUCCGCUUUUGCCCUCUGAGGGCGCGGAUGGGCAUAUUGUCUGUGUUGUCUGUCUCGAGUCCGUCCUACGAUCCCAGGAGAUCCGAGAACUCAAAUGCCUGCACGUCUUCCACAAGGAAUGCCUGGAGCAGUGGUAUCUGCAGGAUCACUUCAAUUGCCCGCUCUGCUAUCGCGCAUAUUAUAUCCAAGAGACCCACCCGACGACCGACUUUGUAUGGAUGGUAUGA
Molecule: messenger RNA, 357 nt
Organism: Aspergillus campestris IBT 28561
Lineage: Eukaryota; Fungi; Ascomycota; Eurotiomycetes; Eurotiales; Aspergillaceae
Product: putative RING finger domain protein
Exons: 2
Coding region: 1-357 (118 amino acids)
Biological process (GO): protein ubiquitination
Molecular function (GO): ubiquitin protein ligase activity
Source: RefSeq, a predicted model, not a curated record